UCCCAUCACGAAGAGAGAGAGCGGGGCUGAACGGAAAGCAACAUCUCAGUCCGCCUUUUCCACCCAGCAUCUUCACCAACCAACACCGAACUCGAGUGGAAACACACAAGUACACUCAGACUGUCCUCCGGUGUCCACAGUUCCCCCUCCUCCUCCUCAAAAAUGUCCGUGAGCAGUGACUUUGGAAACCCUUUAAGAAAAUUCAAACUCGUCUUUCUGGGGGAGCAAAGUGUUGGAAAGACAUCUCUGAUCACACGGUUCAUGUAUGACAGCUUUGACAACACAUAUCAGGCCACAAUUGGAAUUGACUUCCUGUCGAAAACCAUGUACUUGGAAGAUCGAACGCCUCCUCAGCUUUCUCUCUCUGAACCUCAGGUCAGGUUGCAGCUCUGGGACACAGCGGGGCAGGAGCGCUUCAGGAGCCUCAUUCCCAGUUAUAUACGGGACUCCACUGUGGCUGUGGUGGUCUACGACAUUACAAAUGUUAAUUCAUUCCAGCAGACAUCAAAAUGGAUCGACGACGUGAGAACAGAGAGAGGAAGUGAUGUCAUCAUUAUGCUCGUCGGCAAUAAAACAGACCUGGCAGAUAAGAGGCAAAUCACAAUUGAGGAAGGUGAACAGAGGGCUAAAGAACUGAGCGUCAUGUUCAUAGAGACCAGCGCCAAGACGGGGUACAACGUCAAGCAGCUGUUCCGGCGCGUGGCAGCUGCUCUUCCCGGAAUGGAAAGUAUGCAAGAAACAAGCAAAGAAGGGAUGAUCGACAUCAAGAUAGACAAACUGCAGGAGCCCCAGACUACUGAAGGCGGCUGCUCCUGUUAAUACUCAGCACCAUCCUGGGAGAAAAAAACCCCAUCAUUUACACCACAUGCUUGUUCUGUUGCUUCCUAUUGGUUAACCUGCAGUUGACUUUGCACGUUUGAGAAUCUGGCCUCCUCACCUGACUACUGGUCAUCUGUUGGAACCAGCAAUAUGUGAAUUUGGUUCUAAAGUAGUGUAGCCUACUUUGUUAAUGAAACUGCCAAAAAAGUCUUACAACUUGCAAAAAAGAAAGGAAAAAAAAAAGACAAAGAUGUGAAAAAAGAUCCCCGAGUUACAUAUGUGGAUACAAUUUUUUUAAGUAGAAAAGGAAGUUUCCCCAGUUUCUUUUUUGUAUUUUUGUAUAUUCAGGGAGAUCUCUCUGGAAAGGUUGUUUUUUUAAAAGAUGCAAACAACUUUGCUCUGUGUUUGAGAGCUUGAUAGGAGCAGAUGGUUUUAGGCGUAUUUCUAUGGAUCCCACUCUUGUUAUUGGCAAAAAUGGACAUCCUCCCCACAUUAUUACCCAGAUGUUGAACAAGUGAGAUCCUUACCUUAACCCCUGACAUAGCCAUUUGACUUUACACCAACAUUCAACCAUCUCUAGGCUUAUUUCCUAAGCAUACACCUAAAACUCUAUUCCAAAAAGGUUAUGAGGCUGUCUAAAACAUGAAUCAAAUGACCAUUUUCUACUCCUUUUUGCCAUAUAUUCAAUAGAAAACUGUACCAAGAUGUUUUUUUUAAUGUUGAAAGUGAUAAACUUUAUUGUUUAUUUCAAAUAUACACUCGUUCUUGAUGCAACACAUUUGGCAUGUUCCUAAACGGAAACUGAGGAUAAUAAUUGUUGCUUUGAUAGAGAAAUUCUCUCCCAGUCUUGCUUGAUACAUGACUUCAGUUGCUAAACAAUCUGGGGUCUCUGCUAUCAUAUUUUGUGCUUCAUAAUGUGCCACACAUUUUCAAUGGCAGACAGGUCAGUCCAGUACCUUCAAUCUUAUCCUUUGAAGCCAUGCCGAAAUAAGUUGCCAAUGGUGCCAUAGGCACUAACACACUCCCAUACCAUCACAGAUUUUGCACUGGUAACAAUCCAGGUCCGCCUUUUCCCUUCUAGCUCGGUAAAUCAUGACGUGCAUGAUUUACAAAAACAUUUCUGACAUUGACAUUGAUGUAAGACUUUAACUUUGAAACUGUUUCAAAAUGGAUCAAAGUCAGAAUAAGAAAAAUUCAGAGGUAGAACAUUCAAUGUAUUGUCUGUUGUCUAUAUACAGUUUUGAAUUGAAUACAUAUCAAAAAGGAUUACAACAUUAUCGCAUAGUUUUAUUUACGUUUUAGACAGCAUUCCAACUUUUUUGUAAUAGGUGUUCUAACCCAGCCAAUCACAGCACUCGUGCCCAUAAUUCCUGUGGGAUCCAUAACUUUACGUUCUGGUCGUUACAGCAGCUGAACAGUAACAUCUUGAGUAUCUAAUGCAUGCCUAGUUUUUGAGCAUAGGUACUGUCUACCAGUGUACACAAGUUUGAAUAUGUAAAUGGUAACAUUACACCAGUGACUUAAUGCACUCUGAUAAUGGCUAGUCCAAGUCUUUUUUUUUGUUGAUGAAACUGUUGAACUGGAUUUGUAUACUUGACUUCAGAAUAUCUCUUUGUCGUGCGUGCGUGUAAAUGUGUGCUUUCUGUAUAGGCAACAUUAGAAUGCAGUUAUAUAGAGGGCCACUGCCAAGUCGUGUCAUUCUUUACGGCACCGUGUAGGUCACCAUUUGUUUGCAGUAUGUCAUAGAUCCCCUCCUCCACUCACAACAAUAUGACAUCUGCCUUUGCAUUGUGUGAUAUCUUGGUAGUUGUGUUUAUGGUAGUCUGCACAUAUGCUGUAAGUGAGCAGUGGAGAAUCAAAGCCCUUGCCUUGUGUCACAGAGGAACAUGAACAUUAAGUUCCCUGUGUGGUGAUCUGUGGACUUUAAAAACGCCGGUUCUGUGAUCAAAACAGACCGCCAACAUUGUAAACCAGUUCCAUUCCUGACAGAAGACUAAUUUGCACAUGUAGACCUUUCAGGUUAAUAUGAAGUUCUGAAAAGCUUCAUUGUAAAUGUACAGUCACAUGAUUCAAGUCUGGUUGUCACGUGACGUGUCCCCACUGAGAUGAGGUUUUCUUUGCUGCUUGUGUUUAGACUGACUACUGACGUUGGCAUUAUGCAAAUAUUUUAUUUUAGCCAGGUAUCAUAAUCUACUGGUGGUGAAGUCAGCCAGUGUUGAGAACACUACUUUGAUUUGACUCGUCUUUGAAGUGAAAUCUUACUGCACUUUUGAACAACAUGUUUUAGAUUUAGAGUGACAAUGUUAGUCUUCAGAAACAUGGUAAAAAAACAACUUUAUUAGAGCCCGAUCGAUUUGUCCGUCAGGUGCUUUUAUCAGCCAAUACUGACCAAUCACAGAUACAUAGUAUAUAGGUGUCUGCAAAAAUGUUGUCAGACAUGCACUGAUAUGAUGACUUUUGUUUACAGAAUAUAAUGCAGAAGAUGCUUCGGUAAUUUAGAAAUCGAGAGUCGUCACAUAUUUCGUCCAGCAGAGCGCUCUCCGACUUACAAUCCAGUGGUAAAGAGCACAGAAUGAAAGACAAAAAGUUGCUCUGACUAGUGUCAACCCUAUAGUGUCAUUCAACGCAGGGGACAAGCUUAAAGUUACUGUAGCAAAAUACAGCUGCUGUCAAAAAAGUAGUAUUUGCAAUAUAGAACAUAAUAGAAAACAAAAAAUAAAAUGAAAAAUCGAUAUAUAUAUAUUUGUUCAUACCAUCAUACCUUUGCGAUAUUUUACCGAGGUAUACGGUACACAACGGUAUGUGAAACACGGACAACAGAGUCCUUUUAUACCCCUUUUCAACCAACGUGAACCUAGUUCUUUUACUGGUGCUGGUUCACAGUUGGUUCAACUUGUGAACCGUCUCAGAACCUGUUUGCUUUUCGACAGGUUUUGGAGCCACAUCAUUACGUCACUGUAUCAACCCAGAACUGUCUCCGAUCUCCGUGACUAUAGACUACAUCGUCUCUGUACAAUUGUUGCUCCUGGCUUUGCGAGCCUACAUUGGCAUCCAAACACGACAUGUACAACAUAUUUGUGCUGCUUGUCUUGAUCGAUAUGGACGCCGAUUACGUUUUUAUUAACACUGAACGUAAGAUGUUAAUGUUAGACUUUGCUGUAAGCUAAUGAUAGCCCGCUAACCUGCUAAGGCUAGCCUGCUGUAUCAUUCACAUUGCAGUUAAACAAAUAAAAUAAAAUGAAUGAUACACAUUUUAGUUUAGUCUUGUUGGUCACGAUAAUCCCGCCCCCACGCCCUGACGUAAAUGGUUUGUGGUUGAAGACCAACAAAGAGUUGGUGCCGCUCUGGAACCAGUUUUCCUUGCCGAGAGGCGGUUCUUUGAAGAAGCGAGGAACUGGUUCAAGAUUAGGGACCGGCUCCAAACUGGUCCUGGAACUGCCUUGGUCGAAAAGGGGUAUUUGUUUUAAAAGUCCUAUAAGUCGUUCUGUUUCUCAGCAAACCUGCUCUGAGAGUGACCUCUGGUGGCGGCUGCUGGACAUUACACAUAAAAAAAAUACAGCAUCAUUCCUAGUUUAAAUAGACUGAAAGAGCAAAAAUCCCAAAAAUGUAUUAUCGGUCGGGCUCUAAUCUUUAUCUCCAGAACAUUUUGGAGUUCUAUGUCUUAGAUUAGACUCUAUUGAAUUGUUCACACAUGUCCAAAAAAGGGGAGCCUUUUUAACCCACAUAAUGAGCCAAAUAAUAAUAAUAAUAAUAAUACUAAGAGACAGAUGAAAUAUCAUCGGAGAUAUUGACUGGAACACACUCUUCUGGUGGGUUUGGGAAGUCAGGUUGCAUUCAAGUGAUAAUCCCUCGAAGUGAAGAAAGACAGUAAAAAGUAAUAAUGUAUGAACCCUCUGUGUUGCUGCCUAUUUAUUAUCUCCAAACAGGAAUGUACUGCUCUCAUUACCGACCACACAGCCUUGUAAGGAGAGCACUUUUGAGAAAUUACUUGAUAGGUAUUUAUUUUUAAAUGAGGACAAAUGAUUAAUCAGUUAAUAUAGUCAUUCCUUUGUAUUUAUUCCCCUAACAUAUUAAAAUAGAGUCCCAUUUAGAGGCCCGUUUAAGCAUUCCCUGGAAAUGGACCAAGUAGUGAAACAAAUGUCUUUGCGAGUCGGGGGCUGUGGCCGUUCCCUGGGGGUGUGUAUGUUCUGUCACAGCUCUGUGCAGCAGACCUGAUCAGUCCAGAGCUGGCUCUCCAUUCACACUGUACAGAGAUCUAGCAUGUCUCUCCAAAUGAUUAAUAAAGAUGUCUUAUUACCAAA
This is a messenger RNA of Centropristis striata (black sea bass), 5120 nucleotides long. RefSeq names its product RAB6B, member RAS oncogene family a (gene rab6ba). NCBI's taxonomy places the organism in Eukaryota, Metazoa, Chordata, Actinopteri, Perciformes, Serranidae. The record is from RefSeq and is a predicted model, not a curated record. Gene Ontology annotation, molecular function: GTP binding; GTPase activity. Bases 163 to 819 code for a protein of 218 amino acids. The transcript is spliced from 8 exons.